GACCCUCAAGCUCGUCCCUGUGUGAUAGCAUCUUUAGAGCAGUGAUCACCUUUCUUCAGGUUCAACUGAUUAAUAAACACAAUACAGGAUUUGUCAUGCUAUAAUGCCCAUGUGUGACUUUCAAUUUGAUUCGACUGUUUUUUACAAUUUUAUAUGGCUUCGGUAUGUGUGAAUGGCACCUGUGUUCGGUGAUGAACGGCUUGGGACUCAUGGUUAUAUAAGUGAUCAUAUUACUACACUAAAUGUUAAUGUCAAGUGUAGUGUAGUUUCAUUACAAAUGAUCACUGACAUGCACAGUGAUUACCUUUCUCCUGCGUAAAAGGUGACACUGCAGAAGUCUUUUGCUUCGAAGACAAGCUGCUUUCUUAUAAGUCCUGUCCUUUGUAACUAAAAACAUGCAGGUAACUUAACCCUAAAUUAUUUUUCAUCCUCUGAAAGCCUUGUUAAAUAACAGGUAAUAUUCAGUAUUUUCCUGAAGAACUUAACUUCGUUAAUGUAGUUGCUACAUCUAUAACACGUUAGAAAAUUUGUGGAUUAGUGGAAUAUAUCAGAAUUUACUGUGCAUUUCACAAUAUAAUCAUACCCUCAUAACAUUAAUUGCUUAAUUGGUGUCCCUAUUAUACAAAAAGUGUGUUUGAGUAUCUGUGCCCGGCAAAUAAUCAACAUCCAUCCUGGGUGCUUUGAGCCUGGGGCUAGCCAGAAUAUGCUUUGUGCUCGACCAGACUGCAUAAGUGGUUGUGGAAGACCGAUGGAUGGAUUAUUUGCUGCAUUCCCCAUUCAUGAAAGUUUUCAGGGUCGGCAUUUGUGUGGGUCGAGCAAUAAAUUUCGGAACCGGAAGAGGGCGCCUCUCGGCGUUACGGAUGCCGUGACGUCAUGCUCCAGGGGCUGGACGAAGCAGAGGCGGCCAUCGGCUGUCAGGCAUCUUGUGCCCGGCCUGUCUUCGCCUCUGCGCCGAGCUCGAUCUCCGGAGGCCAUGGAGCCGAAGGGUGGCGCCGUCCUGCAUGUUGUGGUGGUCGGAUUUCACCACAAGAAGGGCGGCCAGGUGGAGUUCUCAUAUCCCCCGCUUGCCUCUCAGGACGGCUCUGAGCGUGGUGCCCUGCCUGAGGAAUGGAAAUACCUGCCGUUUCUGGCCCUGCCUGAUGGGGCACACAACUAUCAGGAGGACACCGUGUAUUUUCACUUGCCGCCUCUGGGGGACGAAACGGAUUGCGUGUAUGGGGUCUCCUGCUACCGGCAGAUUGAGGCCAAGGUCCUCAAGGUCCGCCAGGAGGACGUCACCAGGGAAACCGUGCAGAAGAGCGUGUGCGUCCUCAGCAGGGUGCCACUAUAUGGCCUGAUCCAAGCAAAACUGCAGCUCAUCACUCAUGCCUACUUUGAGGAGAAAGAUUUCUCUCAGAUAUCUAUUUUGAAGGAGCUGUAUGAACACAUGAACAACUCGCUGAGUUGCAGUAGAGCCGUUGAGUCCCAGGUUUACUUGGGUUUGUCACCCACGGAUUUAAUACUUCACUUUCGACAUAAGGUCCUAAUUCUUUUAAAGUUGAUCUUACUUGAGAAAAAGGUUCUUUUUUACGUUUCUCCGGUCAGCAGAUUAGUUGGAGUCUUGAUGACUCUCUUGUCGCUUUUUCCCGGGAUGAUUGAGCGUGGGCUGACCGGCUGCUCACGUUACAAAACCAGGGGCAGCGUGUCCCGGGAAGCAGGACCUGAGGAGUUUGUCGCUAUCUCUGCGGAGGAUGUUGCCAGUGGAGAGCCUGAGCCUGGAGAGGAUAGCACCAGUGAGGAGAGGGUACCCCGGAGCUCGCCGGAGUCCUCGGAGAGCGACUGGGAGACGCUAGACCCCAGCGUGUUGGAGGAUGAUUCCCCAAACGGCAGCAGGCAGACGGGAUCUCUGGUCACGGCCCAGCCGCAGUCCGCUAGCAGCGAUUCCCCCGACCUGGACUCGGGGCUGCAAGAGGACCAAUUCGGCCAGCCCCUUGCCAUCUUCACCAAGGGUUACCUCUGCAUGCCGUACAUGGCCCUGCAGCAGCACCACCUGCUGUCAGAUGCGACGGUGCGUGGCUUUGUCGCCGGGGCGACCAACAUCCUCUUCCGGCAGCAGCGGGACUUGAGCGAUGCUGUGGUGGACGUGGAGGAGGCCAACAUCUCCGUGCAGGACCUGGAGCUGCGGAAGAUCCUGAGUCUGACCACGGCAGACCUGCGUUUUAUGGACUUCCUGGUCCGGCGUGUGACGGAGACGCGAGAGGGCACCCACCUGGGCGGUACCGGCUGGGAGGGAGGGGACGAGUGGAUCCGGGCCCAGUUCAGACUCUACAUACACUCCCUGUUAUGCGCCAGCUUACACCAGGAUGACAACGAGAAAUUGCGGGCUGAUUACGGUGCCUCCUUCGUCUCUGCAUGGAGGGUCACCUACAACUACAGGGUGUGGAGCAGCAAAGUGCGUCCGGCCAUGUCUGAGAUCAGCCCGGGGCAUCCGUUCCAGGGACCAUACAGCGCGGCUGAUGUGAAGCUUAGGCUCUCGCACUCCAUGCAGAACAGUGAGAGAGGGAUGAAACUGGGAAAAGCCAUGAUGAGUACCAGCCAGAGCGUCUACCAGACGGGGAAGGCCGUGGGCCAGUCCAUGGGUGGGGCACUUAACAGUGCCAAGUCUGCCAUGUCCUCCUGGUUCUCGUCACUGACCCAGCCCACAGCCAUUACCGACUCCAGUCUUGCUGAACCACCAACGCGGAAGCAGUAAUGCCCCCCCCCCUCUCUCCUUCAACCUCAAGCGUCUCCCAGUUCGGCCCCCGGGAGUAAUGGAACUGGGUGGUGUGGGAGGUACUAGGGCACCUGGGAAACAUUUCUCCCCCCCACCACCACCUGCAACUUAGAGUGAAAAGGCGUGAUGACAUACAGGACAGCGCAGGUCCCUGUCAGUGAGGUCUAAACAGCGUUAAACACAUAGGAGGCCCGUCAUUGUUGGUAUGAUCCCUGCGUGCCAUUUUUCUGAUGGACAUUUCAUGUAAGAUAAAGCAGAAAAUGCACUAAUGUUCCUUAAAUCCAGUGGUGUGGUGAUGGAACGGAAUGUUGUCCCGAUACGUAUUUCUUCACGAAUGCUGUACGAUGCCUUAUGAAGGCCGGAGUCACGUGACUCUGAGCUUUUUUUCAGGUUUGUGGAAGUUUUGCUUUUAAUGUUAAGUGUGGAUUGAACUAAUGCAAAGUGGGAUUGCUUACUGAUGCCAAUAUUACUCAUUUUAUACUUUGAAUCUCUCAGAAGAAAAGCAUGCUCUGCCCUAAGGUCAUCAAUAUUAAGGUAAAUGUUCAAAUAACUGAGUCCUUGGCCCAGACCAUUAAUGAAUCAUCUUGGUCUUAAAUUGUUCUUAAAUACUGUUAGUCUUUGAUGUUUUAAUGUAUUGCUUAUCCCAGGCUUCUACUUCUGGUUCUAGAAAUUGGCUGUGGGUACGGAUUCAUAUUCUACUGGGGAAUUUGAGCUCUUCAUUGAACUUAAUUGAGGAUACAGGUUCUGUGGUGUUUGAGGUCAUGGAUGUUGAGGUCGGUGUUUAACCUGAACAGCUUUUGGUAAAAUAUGCAGCCAUAUAAGUAAAAUCUGUAAGUCCUGCUUGAUAAAAGUAUCAGCUUAACCCGAAUGAACUGUAGAUGUCUGUCUUAUUUAUUUGAAGUUCUACAUGCCUUUCGGGACCUCAGUGAUUCCGAAUUACCUACUUCUCUUGGAGACCACAAGGGGGGGGGGGGGCUGCAUGGGGACCGUGUCCACACCCAAUGUGCCAUUAUGAGAAGAUCCAAGUGUCCCCCCAGCUGAACCAAGCCAUCGAGUGACUGUUUUGCCUGAUUCUCUUGUCAAACCAAACUGGAAACACCAACUUCAGCAUCUUAAUAAAAGGCCCACCUGCCAUAUUGUU
Molecule: messenger RNA, 3893 nt
Organism: Paramormyrops kingsleyae
Lineage: Eukaryota; Metazoa; Chordata; Actinopteri; Osteoglossiformes; Mormyridae
Product: late secretory pathway protein AVL9 homolog
Cellular component (GO): cytoplasm
Source: RefSeq, a predicted model, not a curated record